This is a messenger RNA of Salvelinus sp. IW2-2015, 3291 nucleotides long. RefSeq lists its product as uncharacterized. Gene Ontology annotation, molecular function: protein binding. NCBI's taxonomy places the organism in Eukaryota, Metazoa, Chordata, Actinopteri, Salmoniformes, Salmonidae. The record is from RefSeq and is a predicted model, not a curated record.
UGUGACAUUAGUCCAUGUACAUGGGUAUAUAAGUCCAUCUGCGGACGGAUUUUCAAGAUGCUGACCUAACAGGGGGGGACACGUUUUUAAAUUUCAAUUGCUUUGUAGGGUUAUAUUAUUUAAAGACAAAUAUCAGUUCCUGUACUGUUGGUACCAUUUCAAAUCCUUUAGGGUCCCUCAUCAUUGACUUUGAGAUGCAGUGUUUCCAGAUGAUUGCGUUAGCUGUGGCUGUGUUCUUUGCUAUGCUAUCAUCCUACACAGUGGGCUCGGUAGGGAAUGCCAGUUCUGUUGGGUUUAAGAUUUGGAAGUUUGAGGAUCAACCUUUGGUGAUGCAACUUGCUGCUGUCUACAAGGAAAUGGAACACUUCAAAUGUGAACAAACAAAUAUCAAGCAACAGCUGGAGGCCCUGAAUCAGAUGCUGACAAGCCCUAAGAAUGAGACUACAACAGAAAUAGGCAGCACUUCUCUUGUUUACCCCCCAAACCAUGGAGAGGAGGACAUUGUGCGGUCAUCAGAGGAAGAAGACUCCAUGCGACCCUUCGAUCCCUGCUUCCGCUACACCGUCCUGGACCAGCCCUGGAGGGCCACUAACACCAGCAUCAAGAACAAGAUGUGUGACCGCAACGUCAAGUGGCGAGGCUGGUACCGCCUGUUCUACAAGGGCAACAGUCUGCAGAUGCCCGAGAGGUGUGUGCCCAUGAACAAGUGUGGCACCCACGCCCCCCUGUGGCUGGCCGGGCCUCACCCGAAGAGGAGGGAAGGGAUCGUCACCCGCAAGGUCUGCGGCCACUGGAACAAGAACUGCUGCGCUUUCAAGUCCACACCCAUCAAAGUGAAGAAGUGCCAGGGCAAUUAUUACGUCUAUAAGUUAACCAAACCGGCGACAUGUCACCUGGCCUACUGUGCAGAUAUCAACACCAUUGUGUGUGGAAAGUGCAGGAAAAGCGAGACCUGUGUAAGUCGAGACAAUAUAAACUGGAGGUGUAAGAAGAAGCCAAGACCCCUGAAGAGAAAAGUCCACUUCUUUGCCUCCUAUCCCGGGCCCAUCUCAGGCAAGGUGAUCCGCAUCAAGUACAGGACUGUCCUUGUGAACGUUGGGCGAGCCUUCAACCGGAGGACCGGGGUGUUCCAGGCUCCUGUCAAAGGAGUCUACCAGUUCUUCUUCUCCACACAGAGUGGGAAACAUGGUGUCAAGACAGACCUAUGGUUGGUGAUCAAUGGUUACUGGGUGGCUGUCUCUCACACCAAAAUCAGUAGUCCCUCCACUGUGGGUAAUCUGUCCACUUAUAUGACCUUUCUGCGCAGAGGGUCCCUGGUGUAUGUGACCCAAGACUGUGGUAGCUCUUGGGCCACUGAUUCAUCCAAUACCAUCACAUUUGGUGGGUCACUGCUUGUUCAGUCGAAGAGGUAGACUAAAGCCAAUAUGUGUCUGUUUUCAUUUAGUAUAUGAUUCUUAUUUACAGAUUUAAUGGUGUUUCUGUCAAAACAGCGUUGCAGUUGAAAACACUUCUUCUAACAUUGAAUUAUUUAUUUUGGUCAUUUAGCAUAGUCUACACUCUUGUCCAGAGCAACUUACAGUCAGAUGCAUGGACWUCAAUCAUUUGGCUUAAAAUAAAUACUGUAUGUUGCUUCUGUAGUAAGUGAAAGUUUGCUUUAAUUCAAAAUGAAAACAAUUUAGAUUCUCAAGAGUUGAAAUUAGGCAGUCUUAAUGUAAUUCUCAGAUUGUUUGACAUUUAAUUUCCAUAUUUUGCUGACAUUCGCAAAAGGCACCAGUAAGAAAAAUAUUUCCCGCCSAUGACGUUUUCAGAGUAAAAUGCUGUGUUAGUUGAUACUCUAUAUCAUUAAAUAGGCCUUUUGUAUUUUAAUACAAUUACAGUACACUAAUAAGAGAUUCUAAAAUAAGAGCCUACCUCUCUCAAACACAAGAUGGCAUACUAGGGCAUACAAUUGUAAUUAGUAGACAGAUUACAGCAGCAUCAGUGAUAUAGACUGUCAGUCGAACCUAUAUGUUGAGUUUAUUUUGCCAGUGUUCAGUAGGCCUAAUUCCAAGAAACUAAAAGUGCUGAGAGUGUUUUUGUCAUAUGUUCAUCAUCAUCCAUAUGGUCAGUCAAUGGUACAAAUUCUGUAACAGGGAGUUGAGUUGAGUCAAAAAUUUACAGGCUGUCUUGAAAAAAAAAAGMUUUUUAUUUUUUACAUCCUAUUAUUUUUGACAUACAAAAACUACCCAAAGUCAAAUGGCAGGCCUGCAUGUAGCUAGGCUGAGUUGUUGACAACCGGAAGCUCCGAUUUUCAGGGGAAAUGGAAGAGCGCACCUGUGAUGCAACUUCCACCUUUGGAAGUUAACAUGGCCACACUCUAUCUUUAAAAAAAUAAAUUAAAAAAAAGUUUUUUUUUUUUAAUUUACAAAUAUCAACAAACAAAAGAGGAAUUGUCACAUGCAAACGCCACACUCUAUCAUAACUCCUUCACCUUUACUGGAUUGUUUGAACAGUGCAGAGAACCUUCCCCAACUGUUUUUUUWAUUAUUUUUUAUUCUUGUCCGGACCAGAAUGUUGGGGAUCUAGUUUCAGGUGUUUCUUUUAGGCCUGCUAUUUAGAUUAGUCUGCACAUAAAUUGUAAGCUAUGAAUGUCUCCUUAUAUGGCAUAAUUAUUGGGAAUCAUUUGAGGCCCCGACUAGGCAUACUGAAUUGGAUUUGAAGAACUUGUCAAAAUGACUAGUCACCCGAGAAGUGUAUAAAACUUUUCAGUUGUCAUGGAAAUUGUACUGUUUUCAAAAUGUACACAUGACAAGUUUAGACCAACACUUCUGACCAGGGGGUGGAGCGUUGCGAGGCGGGUAGGAUUCUACUCGUCUGUAUAGAGUCGAGACGAGAAAUUCAAGGAAAGGGCUCUUUUGAUAGGCGUUUAGUGUAACGGGAGUCCGGACAAUACCUUUUCGGCGAAUGCAACAAGUGUCUGGAUAUGAAAGCAUAUUCUGAACUAACCAUUCCUAUUUGAAACCGUCCGUUGUAUUGAGAACAAAUAAUUAGAUACGUUUUGCUAUAAGUUUGGCUGUUUUGUAUCGUUUCCUUAAUUUUUUGCAGCUCAUUCAAAAUGAGUAAAAAAUAACAUCGUAUCACUUGUACUGUUGACUAACGUUACUUGAAUGAAGACAAUGCUCCUCGACCAUUUGGAGCUUGAAUAGGUGCACUGACCAGCUCGCCAUUGUUUACCUGGUGUCGCGGAGGACCARUUCAAAACAGUGAAGUUGUCUUUUACAAAAAAGUAUUUUCUUCUGAACCGAUUUAAAA